This is a messenger RNA of Melanotaenia boesemani (Boeseman's rainbowfish), 2736 nucleotides long. Its product is annotated as gastrula zinc finger protein XlCGF57.1-like. Lineage: Eukaryota; Metazoa; Chordata; Actinopteri; Atheriniformes; Melanotaeniidae. Bases 269 to 2242 code for a protein of 657 amino acids. The transcript is spliced from 3 exons. The record is from RefSeq and is a predicted model, not a curated record.
CUGAGGAGAAGCGUUCCUAUCGAGCCUCUUAUUGAGGUUUUUAUUAUUAGUGCACAGGUUUUGUUGCUGCUGGCCGAACAUUAAACGUUGUGAAAAGGUUCAGAAGAUAAAUUGUGACAAAUGGAGGAUUAUGGUGAUUAAAGAAAAAGAGAGGGCGCGAGAAUCCUCAUCGUUAAAAACCGGAGGAGGAGACGGAAAGAAAAACAUCCGCGUGGCCUUUUCCAGAAACAUCCUGAGCUGCAGACGAGGACUGUGAAAAGAAGCAGGGAUGCCUCGAGGGAGAGGCCGUCAACCAGUUGACCCAGAAGGGCUCGGUUCGGUGCCUCCUAUACCUGCAGCAUCCACAUCAGAACAGGAGGAAACACAAGACAGCAAAGAUCCCAUGUUUCCUCAAGAUGUCCAGCAAUUGGAUUGGAGCUCCAAUUUUGACCAGAAGGACCCAGAAUCCCUUCACAUUAAGGAGGAAGAGGAGAAACUCUGGACCAGUCUGGAGGGAGAGCAGCAUAGUGGACAGACGGAAACUGAUUUCAGCAGGUUCUUUUCCAGUGAAUUUAUUGCAAAGAGAGAAGAUGAUGAAGAAAAACGUCAGUCCACACAGCUUUAUCAAAUCAAAACAGAGGAAAAAAGAGAGACAGACCCUCCAACCAGCAAGUUAGUUACACAAAUAAAAAAAGAAUGUGAUGGCGAGGACUGUGAAGGACCAGAACCGGACAAGAACUUGGAUCAAGGUGGUUGUUUACAACAAAGAACUGAUGAAAGGGAGGUUUGUGAGACCGAGGAUUGGCAGGGACCGUGGUCAGAUUCUGGACCUGAAACUGAAGACAGUGAUGCUGAUUGGAGGGAGACCAGAGCACCUGAGUCGGCUGUAAGUGAUGAUGUCACUGGUAAAACUGCAGAAAAGCCCUUCAGCUGCUCAGAGUGUGGCCAGCAGUUUGUCUACAAGCAUUCUUGGAGGACACACAUGCGAGUUCACUCUGGACAGAAACCAUUUGGCUGCGAUCAUUGUGGUAAAAGAUUUAGCCAAAAUGUACAUCUCAAGAAUCACGAGAUUACGCACACGGGAGAGAAACGGUUCGGAUGUGGCGACUGUGGUAAAAAAUUUAGCCUAGAAACUCAUCUGAAGAACCACACGAGGGUGCACACAGGGGAGAAACCUUAUAGUUGUGGUGUCUGUAGUAAAAGAUUUAAUCAAAACACACAUCUUAAAAUACAUAUGAGAGUACACACAGGAGAGAAGCCAUUUAAUUGUGGUGACUGUGGUAAAAGAUUUCGGCAAAACGCAAGUCUCAAGAAACACGUGAGCAUACACACAGGUGAAAAACCUUUCACUUGUGGUGAUUGUGGUAAAACAUUUAGCCAAAACACAUACCUUAAGAAACACAUGCUGGUACACACAGGGGUGAAACAGUUCAUAUGUUGUGAUUGUGGGAAAAGAUUUAACCAAAAAAUCCACCUGAUCAAACACAUGAACAUCCACAGUGGAAGGAAAGAGUAUUUCUGUAGUGACUGUGGGAAAAAAUUUUGUAAAAAAUUAGAUCUCAAGGCGCACAAGAGAAUUCACAAAGGCGAGAAACCGUUUGGCUGUGUUUUUUGUGGUGAAAGAUUUAGUAGAAUAAAAGAGCUUCACGUGCACCGGAAGGUCCACAGAGGCGAGAAACGCUUUGUCUGUGAAGUCUGUAAAAAUAAAUACACGAGAAAGUCAGAUCUGGAAAUACACAUGCGAGUCCACACAGGGGAGAGACCCUUUGGUUGCGACAUAUGCGGUAAAACAUUUUUCCAAAGCAAACACCUUGUUGGACAUAUGACGGUUCACAAUGAAGAGAAACCAUUUGGCUGUGAUAUGUGUGAUAAAAGAUUUAGCCGAACAUCUUAUCUUCAGACACACAGGCGAGUCCAUACCGGAGAGAAACCGUUUGGCUGUGAUGUUUGUGGUAAAAGAUUUCGCAGAACAGCUGAUCUUCAGAUGCAUGUGAAAGUCCAUACUGGAGAAAAACCAUAUGGGUGUGAUAUUUGUGGUAAAACCUUUAACCGUAAGUCAUAUUUUAAGGUACACAUGAGAUUACACACUGGAGAGAAACCAUUUGAAUGUGAUGUUUGUGGUAGAAGAUUUAACCGUCCGUCAUACGUAAGGUUGCAUAUGAGAGUCCACACCGGUGAGAAACCAUUUAGUUGCAGCCAUUGUGGUAAAGGGUUUACCCGACAGGGAAAUCUGACAAGCCAUCUCAUAGUCCACGCAGUAUAGACCAGUUUAUUGUGAUGAAUAUUGGCCUGAUUGCUGAUUAAAACAAGCAUGAGUAUGUCUGUAAAUGGUAAAUGGAGUGUACUAUAUAAGUACACUCCAUUUACCAUCAGUUUAUCUGUCCUGAGCUGUUAUAGAUGACUGCUAUAAGUUUCAUUUUAAUCUAUCCCCUUAAUUCACACAUUGUAAUGGAGACUCAAUGUGCAUUUGCAUCAGGAGUAUCCAGGGCACUUGGUUUGAUUGGACCGUAACGCCAAGAAAUGUUGCACCAUCAUUUGGUGUGGUUUGUAUUCAGACAUCGCAUAGUUAAACUACUGCUUGCUGGCGGAAAGAUUGGAAAACAACCACUGACCCAAGAGGAAAAACAACAGAAGGAAGAAGCAACCCCAUCUUAUCAAAUGGAUAGGACCAAAAAUGAAAACAGUCGGCUUGUUAACUUGACAGGUAGUUUUCUUGAUGUUUCUGUGUUUCAAUGCGCUCUGUGUCACUUCCUGUCA